CUGUAAUGUAUUGAAAUAUCGCAUCGCACAAGCACAGGGCUGUUAGUGCAAGACCCUCGACAGCUGUAAUAAUGUUGUUAUGCGGCAAAAGCUUAGUUAAUAAUUUCUUUAAAUAUAAGAGAAAAGUAUUUUCAAACUUUAUUGUGACUAGUCGGCGGUGUAAGGGGACCACGCAGCAACCCAAGAUAUUGUUCUUUGGCACUGACAAUUUUUCAUUGCCAAGUUUAAAGAAAUUGCACCUCAACAACUUUGACGUAAGCGUAGUAACAUCUUUUAAGAGUCCCGCAAACUGUGUGCGCAGUUACGCCGAACAGCAAAAGCUUUCCCUAUAUCGAUGGCCAAUAUCAGAGGAGCAAUGUGCCGCCUACGAACUGGGUGUGGUAGUGUCGUUUGGACACCUGAUCCCAUUACAUAUUAUAAAUGCACUAUCCCGCGGCAUUAUCAAUGUUCAUGCUAGCUUGUUACCCCGAUGGCGCGGUGCUGCGCCCAUAAUGUAUGCCAUAAUGCAAGGGGAUGCUAAGACUGGUAUUACCAUUAUGAAGAUAGCGCCACAUCAAUUCGAUAUUGGUCCCAUAUUAGCCCAACGGGAGAUGCCUAUUAGAAGUGAUAUAUAUAUGCCAGAACUGCAUGCUGCCUUGUCCCAAUUGGGUUCCGAGUUGCUUGUCGACACGAUGAAUAACUUGGAAGACAGACUUUUAAACGCAUAUCCUCAAAACGAUGCCGUUGCCACUUAUGCACCGAAGAUUACGUCACAAAUCACAGAGAUUCGAUGGUCACAGCAAACUUCUAUGGAGCUGUUUGCACGGUAUCGUGCACUUUAUGGAUUUAAAAAUCUAACUACCUCCUUUCUGGGCAAAACUGUACAGCUGUUGGAGCUCAAGCCCCCUGUGCCCGCCGAUGAAUUACGAUUGCCCGCGUCUACAAUUCAAGUUCCGGGCUCCUUCUAUUUUCAUCGUCUUCGGAAAUCGCUUCUAAUCGGUUGUGCACAAGGAACCCAGCUGGAGGUGCUACAGCUGCGGGUCGAAGGCAAGAAGCCAAUGAGCGCUCAUGAUUUCAACAAUGGAUUUCUUAAGCGGGCACAGACAUUGCAGUUUACACAAAAUAAACAAGUUAUUUGUUAACAAAUUAAACGCAGCGUUAUUUUAUUGAUGAUGUAA
Molecule: messenger RNA, 1157 nt
Organism: Drosophila hydei
Lineage: Eukaryota; Metazoa; Arthropoda; Insecta; Diptera; Drosophilidae
Product: methionyl-tRNA formyltransferase, mitochondrial
Exons: 3
Coding region: 72-1121 (349 amino acids)
Biological process (GO): conversion of methionyl-tRNA to N-formyl-methionyl-tRNA; biosynthetic process
Cellular component (GO): mitochondrion
Molecular function (GO): methionyl-tRNA formyltransferase activity
Source: RefSeq, a predicted model, not a curated record